CUCUCUCUCUCUCUCUCUCUCAAGCGCGCGCGCGCACACACACACACACACACACACAAGUGUAUAGGCACACACCCUCUUGCGCAUGUUGAUUUAUGGAAACAAUUAUGAUCCUGUCGCAGUCUUUUCUGAGCUAGGGAAGUUUGGAGCUACAGUAGGACCUCUCAUGUUGCAAAAGGCAAACAGCAGAAAUGGAAUACUUUUGGGUCCAGCUGUUAUCAACAGGAGCAAGUAAGUCAUCUGUCUUGAAAACUUUUCAACAGUCUGCUUAGCUGCUAACGUUUGCCAUCCUCACUCUUCUGUAAUAUCAGAGUGCGAGCAGCGAAUAUGAGUAGCAAAAGAAGUUACAGCAGCGGAGGAUAUUGCAACCUGUUUCUUUGAAGGAAAUCCUGGAUAGAGGAUAUUUAAAGGGGUGAUUCUCUCUAAAACCAAUAUUUGAAAAGAAGUUUUGUUGUUGUUGUUGUUUCGUUUGCAAGAGGAAGCACAGUUGCCGGUUAAGUCACUUUACAAAUCCAGGGAAAAACAGAGGACAGGUCAAUGACCACGGAACGACGAGCUACUGAAGACGGAUUUUUUUUCAUUAUGUUGUUCGUGAGCACCCAGAACACUGCACUAUAAUGCACAAAUGGAUAUUGACAUGGAUCCUGCCAACUUUGUUCUACAGAUCAUAUUUUUACCUUAUCUUCCUGGUGGGUGCUCUAUCCUUAGCUUGCAAUGACAUGAACCCAGAGCAAAUGGCUACAAAUGUAAACUGUUCCUCCCCGGAGCGACAUACUAGAAGCUACGAUUAUAUGGAAGGGGGGAAUGUAAGAGUCAGAAGGCUGUUCUGUCGAACUCAGUGGUACGUCAAGAUUGACAAGAGAGGCAAAAUCAAAGGAGUACGGGAUCUUAACAGCAACUACAGUAUUCUCGAAAUACGAACGGUGGCAGUUGGAAUAGUGGCAAUCAAAGGAGUCGCAAGUGAAUACUUUCUGGCGAUGAACAAGUCUGGGAAGCUUUAUGGAAAGAAAGUGUGCAAUGAAGACUGCAACUUCGUAGAACUCAUUCAAGAAAACCAUUAUAACACCUACGCUUCUGCAAACUGGACGCACAAAGGAAAAGAGAUGUACAUUGCAUUAAAACAGAAUGGAGCCCCUAAAAGAGGUCAAAAAACAAGCAAAGAAGACACUUCCUCCCAUUUUCUUCCAUUUGCAGUAUCCUAAUCUUAUAUGAACUAUGAACAACCAGUUCCAGCAUAUAUAUAUAUAUAUAUAUAUAUAUAUAUAUAUAUAUAUAUAUAUAUAUAUAUAUAU
Messenger RNA from Crotalus tigris (Tiger rattlesnake), 1292 nucleotides. RefSeq names its product fibroblast growth factor 7 (gene FGF7). NCBI's taxonomy places the organism in Eukaryota, Metazoa, Chordata, Lepidosauria, Squamata, Viperidae. Gene Ontology annotation, molecular function: type 2 fibroblast growth factor receptor binding; growth factor activity. The transcript is spliced from 4 exons. Bases 618 to 1202 code for a protein of 194 amino acids. Gene Ontology annotation, biological process: positive regulation of gene expression; fibroblast growth factor receptor signaling pathway; cell differentiation. The record is from RefSeq and is a predicted model, not a curated record. Gene Ontology annotation, cellular component: cytoplasm.